GUGGGUUCUGAGUGUUACCAUUUUCCAAUAUAGCUGCUUGGUUACAGUGGGUUCUGAGUCUUUCAUCUUCGUAGUUUUGUGUCCGGUCUACUUUCUCGAGAACAGCGUCUUGGUCAUGUCUCGAGCUUUAUUUAAUUUUCUAACAUUGUUUUGCAGAUUUCCGAUGACAACUAUCCAACAAUAAAAAAAGUAUGUCAUCGGAAAAGAUGAACGAGCGUAUCACCAUACUUGACACUUCCAUUGGGAAAACCGCCCCCUGACCCACUCUACUGCCAUGCCUUUUGAGCCUACACCCACUCAUGUAAAGUCAUUUUCGGACAUCUCAAAAGUUGAAGUAUUUUCUACUGUACUAAAAUUCAAGAGGUGGCAAGAAUGUAUAUUCUCCACGCUAGACAAUAUGCCGGAUCAGAAGACAAAAGUCGGUGCCAAAAUUUUGCCACAAUGGACCUACGCGAACAAGGUUUGUCGCCGAACUAUUCUUAGUACUUUAUCUAAUGAGUUGUUUGAUGUCUAUUGCAACAUAGUGGCGAAGAAAAUAUGGGGUUCCAUGAUAGCCAAAUACACAACUGAGGACAGUGUCAAACAGAGCUUUGUGAUAGGAAACUAUUACAAAUGGGAGAUGAAGGAUGAUAGAGAUAUUACAACACAAAUCCAUGAGUACCUGACGCUACUGGAACAUCUUAAGGGCGUCCAAAUAGAUCUACCAGAGUCAUUCAUUAUCGGGAUCCUAAUUGAGAAGUUGGCAGAAUCUUGGAGGGACUACGGGAAAGACCUUAAACACAAUGUUGGGUCAAUGUCGUUCAAUAAUGUCAUCACCAAUAUCAUUAUUGACACAAUUCAAAUAGGAAGGCCAGGAGAGUGCCAAGAGUCAACCAAACAAGUUUACUUCAAAUGCCAAUUUGGUGGAGACAAAGAAUAAAAUUAAAAGAGAGUGAUAGGGUGAUGGAGAUAAUGCAAGAGAUGUUAAUGCGGCAAUUAGAGGUCAUGGCUAUGGCUAAGGAGAGAUUGAUGAAGAAUUGAAAGAAACUCGUCAUGAAAAAUUUAUGGCCAGAAAAAUGGAAAAGAACGACCUACUAGAGAAGGUGCUCGCGGGCUACCGAGACCACUUUAUGAAACUGGAGCAGAAGUUAACGACUCUGGAUCACACCAACGAUUCUCUAAGGGCGGGUCUACACCAAACCCCUCAUACCAGAAGUUAAACACUCUGGACCACACCAACGCUUCCCUAAGAGUGGUUAUGCACCAAACCUAUCGCGCCCUGGACCUACCGGACACAUCAACAACCCGCCGUACAGUACGGAUAGUCAACCGCAGUCCAACUCAUCCAUACUAUACUAGGCAUCUUGAAUACCAUUCGCACAUAGUACAUCCAUAAACAAACAUAAUGUAAAAUACUCAUUUAAAGCAGCAAAAGUAAUAUAACAAGUGUUCAA
This is a messenger RNA of Cuscuta epithymum, 1433 nucleotides long. NCBI's taxonomy places the organism in Eukaryota, Viridiplantae, Streptophyta, Magnoliopsida, Solanales, Convolvulaceae. The record is from the annotation of a GenBank genome assembly.